UUAAUGCCGACUAACAAUUAAAUUAGUGAUAAGAUAUCAUCAACAAUUAUUCAGCCACUUUCAUUUCUUUAUUUCUUAUCCACUCGAGAAGAUGCUUCAAGCAUAAAAGAAGAAAUUCCUCUAAAUUAUUGCCUUAAUCAAGAGGGUGCAUCUGCGAGGAAAAAGUCUUACAUCAUCCAAUUCCAAAGAUGAGUUUGCUUUUUUCAACGUCAUUGAAUCUACGAAUGAAAAAGGAACCAAACCAUAAUACUUCUUAAUCACCUCAAAACGCAAUCUUUCUACUAUUAAAGUUUUUAGCCCUACCCACUACUAGAUAGAAUAUUUAAACAACUAAAGGCCGCCAGCAUUGACAACACCAAUUAGUCUCACAACAAGUAUUAUGUAGAAUUUUUAAAAAUCCGACAAAGAAAAAUUAGUAGCAUUAGAUAGAAUUUUCUAAAUAACCAUUCUAUCUAAACGAUUAAUGACCAACACCAUUCAUCUCCCUCCUAUGGAGGAAAAAGAGUAGAGAGAAGGUUAAGGGUAGAGACAGGGGAUAGAGAAGGUUGAGGGAAAAGAGAAAACAGCCCCUACGGCGACAAGAUUUUCGUGGAUCUGUAUAUUUACUAGUCCCGAUCAUAGCUUUUUUAGACUUCUCCUCUCUCCUGAAUUAAAAUAGAAUAGAUUAUACAAAUGUGUCGUUGCUGACAAAAAAAAAAAAAAAAAAACCACCCCAGCGUGGUCAAUCGUAAAACCAAGAAAAUGCCAAGCAACUUCCAUUGCAAAAGCAUCCAAAUUUCCCAUUGAAUUGAAGCACUGCACGGCACCACACUGAUGGAGGCCCCCCCAGAUGUGAACAGCUGAUGGCCGCCUCCAUUGACCCAUCUUAGUAUUGUCACGGCCGACAAAUUUUGGUCUAAGCUUCCAUACAGCUAUUCUUUAUCAAAUCAUGCAACAUAUAUUUAUUUGUAAACCAAACAUGUAACAAAUAUUUGGAGAAAAUAGAGAAACUAUUUGUGCCCUCUUUUUGCUUCAAGAUCAGAAAACCUUUCGAUCCUAGUUCCAAUUCCAAGCAAGAAACAAUGGCUGAGGCUGUUAUCAGUGCUACUGUUGAGGUCGUCUUGGGGACACUUAUUUCCAUUGCUGCGGACCGCAUUGGUAUGGUUCGGGGAGUCAAAGCGGAGUUGGAGAGACUAAGCAACACUGCUGCAAUGAUCCAAGGUUUCUUGGCUGAUGCUGACGGGAAAAUGCAUACCCAAGGGGUGCGAGAGUGGCUCAAACAGCUAGAAGAUGAGGUUUUUAAAGCUGAUACCGUGCUAGACGAGCUCAACUACGACAAUCUUCGUCGGGAGGUGAAGUACCGAAAUCAACCAAUGAAGAAGAAGGUAUGCUUCUUCUUCUCCUUCUUUAAUGCAAUUGGCUUUAGUUCCGGCUUGGCUUCAAAGAUCCGGGACAUCAACACCAACCUACAAAGGAUCAACCAGCGAGCCAAUGACUUGGGAUUGGUCAGAAAGCACCAAAAGAAACUGGUGCCACUGGUGCCACGACAAGCAGACAGACCGACUCUAUUGUCGUUCCGAACGUUGUAGGAAGAUCCGGCGACGAGUCAAAGAUUGUGGACAUGUUAUCGAGCCCAUCUGAAAGGUUCUUUCUGUUAUUCCAUAAUAGGCCGGGAGGUUUGGGAAAGACAACUCUUGCUAAAUCAGUCUACAACAAUCCAAAAAUUGAUGAGAAUUUUGGCAUAAGAGUUGG
This is a messenger RNA of Coffea arabica (coffee), 1731 nucleotides long. The record is from RefSeq and is a predicted model, not a curated record. NCBI's taxonomy places the organism in Eukaryota, Viridiplantae, Streptophyta, Magnoliopsida, Gentianales, Rubiaceae.